Molecule: messenger RNA, 4229 nt
Organism: Homarus americanus (American lobster)
Lineage: Eukaryota; Metazoa; Arthropoda; Malacostraca; Decapoda; Nephropidae
Product: dual specificity protein phosphatase CDC14A-like
Exons: 11
Coding region: 1-2514 (837 amino acids)
Biological process (GO): cilium assembly; protein dephosphorylation; regulation of exit from mitosis
Cellular component (GO): mitotic spindle; kinociliary basal body; nucleolus
Molecular function (GO): protein serine/threonine phosphatase activity; protein tyrosine/serine/threonine phosphatase activity
Source: RefSeq, a predicted model, not a curated record
AUGGAGGAAAGGGACCCGGAGCCAGGGAGUCCCCAGUACACGAAUGGUCAUGGUAAAUUCAUUUCAUCUUUCUUUCAGUCUCUGUCGCUGGCGAAGAAAAAAAUCGUGCACUACACGACGCUGGACCCACAGAAGAGAGCCAACGCCGCCUUCCUCAUCGCUUCUUAUUCUAUCAUUUACUUGAAGAAGACUCCUGAGGAAGCUUACAAGCCUUUGAUUGGUGGAAACAGUCCGCCAUUUUGUCCAUUUCGUGAUGCAGCAUAUGGGAUGUCAACAUACCAUCUGACUCUGCUUGAUUGCCUGCAAGCAAUUGACAAAGCCUUCAAAUUGGGUUUUUUUAAUUUUGAGGAUUUUGAUGUUGAUGAGUACGAGUAUUAUGAGAAAGUACAGAAUGGGGAUUUCAACUGGAUCAUGCCUGGAAAAUUCUUGGCAUUCUGUGGACCCCACGCAGAAAGCAAAAUCAAGAACGGUUACACUCUCCAUUCCCCUGAGACGUACUUCAGUUACUUUCGCAAGCACAAUGUCACAGCCAUCGUCAGACUCAACAAGAAGAUCUAUGACGCAGCUCGGUUUAAGAAUGCUGGGUUUGAUCAUUACGACAUGUACUUCAUUGAUGGUUCUUGCCCAUCAGAUGAAAUCAUGAGAGAAUUCUUAAGAGUCUGUGAGAAUACUGAAGGAGGCAUAGCAGUCCACUGCAAAGCUGGUCUUGGUCGAACUGGUUCUCUCAUUGGAUGCUAUGUGAUGAAGCACUUUCGAUUCACUGCUGCCGAGAUCAUUGCUUGGUUGCGCAUUUGUCGUCCCGGUUCUAUAAUUGGUGGUCAGCAGCAAUGGCUCACAUCCAAGCAAUCAUCAUUGUGGCUGGAAGGUGACAUUUUUCGCGGUCGCAAUAAAAACCAAAACUUGAACAAGAAGUGCCAGUUUGGUAUUUAUAGCAUUGCUUAUCGUGAACAUGUAGCCAACAUGCGCAAUAAUCAAAACAAAUAUAACUGCAAGAAUCACAAUCAGAAGAAACAGCUCACUGGCAGCUCGUCUGAUGAUGAAGCAGAUCGUGAAGAAAAUGUUCAGGUGGUGUUGAGUGGAGUCGACACCCUCAAGCUUGAUGAUCACACCACUCACACAGACAAUCAUGACAAAUAUAUUGAAGAUGUGGCUAACAGUAACACAAACAACAAGGAUUCAGAGACACGUAUCAUCAAUGGACUUUCCCAAGGUGACCGUUUGAAUCAGCUUAAGGCAUCUCGUUCCCACUCAAGAUCUGCAACAACUGGACGAGUUCACCUCGAAGACAAAGCCCACAUUCGCACCAAGUCCACACCAUUGGGCAAUGGUGGGAGUGGCAGUGGUGGUGGUGGUGGUGGAGGGAGAGAGGCAGUGUUAUCACCACUGAAGGCCGGCAAGGUCUCCACCCUCACCACAGCCCAUCGAGAUACAGCACGUAGGCCUAUACGUACCACCACCACAGCCACUACCAAAAGACAUGCAUGGCUAUUGGGCUCGGUGUACCGUGGAUCUGCACACCGUGGAAACAAGUUUCGGGGGGUGUCCCAAGCUCCUGGGCCCCCUUCAUCCUCUCAGCCUCAGACACGUGGCUUGAUCCCAUCCUCCAUAAUUCCUCUGGGGACCUCUCAGAGUCCUGAUAGCUUGGUCUCUCAGAACUCUGGGAGAAAGGCUCAUAUGAACUCCUCUUCCUCCUCCCAGACAAAGUCCUCUUUCCACGCUGCUCUUUCUUCAUCAUCCACUCCCAAAGGUCCCUCUGUUUCCUCCCCUCUUUCAUCAUCUUAUUCUUCAACCAUGAAUGAUAACCAAAUUCCCAGAGCCAGUGACAUUACCCACACAGUUGCAGCAUUAUCAACUGAUAAUGUGGAUAAUGGCAAUAUUGAAGAUCAUCCUCAGUUGGAAAAUAACAACCGUGAACACGAGAUAGAAAAUAGCGGCUGCAGCAUCAGAGAGGACAAUAGAAGCCGGACCUCAAGCUUGGGAAAUCAGUCUCAGCUCAGCUCACCUAUUAUACACAGCAAACUCCCAGUCUAUCGCGUAGUAAAGGGAAUAACAAAUAGUAAUCAACUUUUUCACUACCGUUUCUCUCCUGUCCGAAACUCAAAUACACUCACCAGCCGUUCCUGGCUGCCCUCGUCAGAUGACUACCAAUACUGCCCACCUCGAAAAACAAGAACAGUAAAAUCAACGAGAAUACAUCAUCACCAUCAUCAGCAUCUUCCUCCAACGCCAACACCACCAGCAUCUCCACCUGCAACAAAGGCGCUAUCAAGAAAUCUCAAGCUCUUCCAUCAGGCUGGCUCCACCGAGAACACCACCGCCCACUCCGACACAUCCAGCAAGUGCAAAGCUCCCCCCACCAACUCCUGUAAUGAUAAAGAGCCGGAUGCCCCAUUCAACUCAAGUGACAAAGAGGAUAAAAUCUUGUCCAGUCCUUCCACUCCCGAGAAAAAAGUUCUUCAGCAGAGCUCGGGCUACCAAGGCUGCCAAAGGUACUUCCAAGUCUUGGUCAUUUGAGGUUGUCAGAGAGUAGGGUUAGAGGGGAGAGCAAAGUGUCACGAUCUGCUCCCCCAGAGUUGAGAAAAGCUUCAUCAAUUGAAGGUAAAGGAGGCAAAAGUGCUCUAGGUACAAAUUUUAAACGAUCUGGCCGUGGUGUCAAUCGAAAUGAAUUAGAAAGAAAAGUGGUGGGCUUAAGAAGCAGAAAUCGCAUAGUCCUUCAAAUAGAGAGCCAGGUAGAAGUCUCAAGACACGCAAGUCUAGAAGUAGAGUCACUAGUCCUGAACCUGUUGUGAGUGACACCUCAGAGAGAAGCAGAUCAGAUAAGAGUCGAGAUGUUAACAACAAGAAAAAAUCCUCUCAAACUCAAAUUACAGGUUUACAAUCGGAAAGAGAAAGCACAUACAAAGUAAUUAGAACUCUUCCAGAUGACCCACCCAGUGACGGGUACAUGUGUCCGAUCAGGUUGGGAUGAGGAGGGAAAGAGAGUAACUGGUCGAAGUGCCAUCACUAUGCCGCUCCCGCCACAUUCCUGAUGAAUGAAUUUCAAUCCCUUGUUGUAACAGUGUUAUAUUAAUCUGAGUUUUAAAAAAAUUGUACAAAUGUUAAUUUCCCAUAGACACAAUAAGAAAGCACGGCUCUAUAAUGCAUUAGAAAUUAUGAUAAUUUUUUUAAUACUCUAAAUCUUGCAGGUUUUGGGAAAUGUUUGAACUUUUAUGUUUCCUUAAGAUAUUUAAGCUUGAAUAGGAGCCAGAUCUAAGUGUGCCUGAUGUAUGAUAGGUAAGUGUUGUGCCAUGCCCUUAUGUUGGUGUACAAAUUACAUAUAGGCCAGAGAACUUAAGCUGAAAUGUCUACACUUAUUCUGGAUGUUAUUUUAAAGCUGUGAACCUGUUGAUGCCUGGAUAUAAGUGAGCUGGAAUAUUAUACCAUACAGGUACUGAUACAGUGUGAAUGAUAGUUACGACAAGGUUACCGUGAUUAUAGAAUAAGUUUUAUUGGGGCUGCUAUAGGUGGGCAGUUAAUGAUUUGCUAUUUUACUUUCAAAUACUGUAUUAAAUUUUUAAAAGUUAUAGUGAACCUUUUCUGCAAAUGUAACACAACUCUGAGAAUUUAGAUCCCAAGGUUUCCUAUUGUACUUGGUGUUAAGUGUAACACAUUAAGCUAGGUUGAGUAAAAGGUAGUGUUGCCUCCAGGACUAAUACCCCGGUGACAUUUGAGAUAUGAUUCUCAGUGGUACCUUGUUCCAAAGGCCCCUUUUAACACAUGUAAAGUAAUUGAACAUUGGAGAUGCUCUUUAUCUAUUUUUGUGAUGGAAGAGAAUGCUUUUUUGUGCAGUUAUUGGCCAAAUUAUGCUUAUAAUGAAAAAUAUUUGGUUGUACUUUUUAUCUGUACAAAAUAUAUUUUGUAUAUAACCCAAAACUGUAUCAAAUAGUGUAUAUUUGUGCAUCAGUUAGUGUUUACCAUUGGGAUUGUAACUUUUUUCAUAACUGAAAAUAUAUUAUAUAGAAUACAUGUGCAUUGAAGAAACCUCUGUGAGGAACCCAACAAUUUAAAUUGGAUUUUUUUUAUUAUUAUUACUUCAUUGUAAAAUAAAAGAAAAUCAUAUUUUCUUAUAUAAGCUCAGUGCACUCUGUUAGAUUCCCUUUAGGUUGUGCUACAGUAUAGGAGUUUUACCAACUCUAAGAUAAGCUUGUAGUUUGCUAGGGUUUGAAGCAAAAAAAUAAAAAUGGGAUGCA